AUGGACUGGGAUGACGAGUACACUCUGCUAGCCACCUCGUCCAAAGGUGACGCUCUCGACUUUCUCAAUCUCGAUGCGCCAGCCUCGACAGAAGCUGAGACGCCACUCUCCGAGCUCAUUCGGCACUGGAUGAACGAACGACACGCGCCGACGAUCCUUGCAGCACAGGAACAGCUCCUUGGCUUGUUGCUCGACCACAUACGGCGGCAGACAGACACGGUGCAGGCCCUUCGUGGCGACCCCUCCACCUCGGAAGAAGAGCAUAUUCGGAUUAUGCUAGUGCAGACAGAAGUAGAACGCGUCAAGUUUAUUGUACGCUCAUACAUUAGGACGCGGCUGUACAAGAUUGAGAGAUACGCGCGGUUUAUCACUACCGAUGCGGAGAUCCAAACGCGGCUGACAACAGCAGAAAAGGCGUAUGCGAGCAGCCAAGCACAACAUACGGAUCGGCAUUUACAUUAUUCGGUACUGCAGAGUCUUCCACCGGCUCAGGCGCAUCUCGACGACCAGCCCAUAUUUGUCCCGUCUAUGGUGACACAGCCCAACAAAUCUCGAGCAGUUUUCGCCUAUGCACUCAAAGAAUGCCCACCUGUUCGUUUGCCAGACGGCACGACUCUGUCCUUGGAGAAAGAUCAGCUCACGCUCGUCCCAUUCUACGUCGUAGAGCAUCUAGUAGAACGAGGGGAUGCAGAACUCGUCUGA
Messenger RNA from Desarmillaria tabescens, 702 nucleotides. RefSeq lists its product as uncharacterized. The record is from RefSeq and is a predicted model, not a curated record. Bases 1 to 702 code for a protein of 233 amino acids. NCBI's taxonomy places the organism in Eukaryota, Fungi, Basidiomycota, Agaricomycetes, Agaricales, Physalacriaceae. Gene Ontology annotation, biological process: double-strand break repair via break-induced replication; DNA-templated DNA replication. The transcript is spliced from 6 exons. Gene Ontology annotation, cellular component: GINS complex.